This is a messenger RNA of Leptinotarsa decemlineata (Colorado potato beetle), 466 nucleotides long. Its product is annotated as ATP-binding cassette sub-family C member 4. NCBI's taxonomy places the organism in Eukaryota, Metazoa, Arthropoda, Insecta, Coleoptera, Chrysomelidae. The record is from RefSeq and is a predicted model, not a curated record. Gene Ontology annotation, cellular component: membrane. Gene Ontology annotation, molecular function: ATP binding; ABC-type transporter activity; ATP hydrolysis activity. Gene Ontology annotation, biological process: transmembrane transport.
AUGUUACGGAGGGGAGCCUAUAUCAAAGCUGUUUUCAUGGCUUUUAAUCUAUUCAAUAAUACAUUUGCUCUAUUCGUUACUUUGGCAACUAUGGCACUCACAAAUCAAGCAAUAACUGCGGCACGGGUAUUCCUUUUCCUUUCUUACUACCAGAUGUUGGGUAAAAAUUUGUCCAGUGUUUUUGUAACCGGUAUAACGGAAUUAGCUGAGGUUUAUGUAUCUAUCAAGAGGCUACAGAAUUUUCUCAACAGCGAUGAAUACCAAUAUCGAGAACCUACAGAAUACCAUUUUCCUCUCAACGACGAAAAAGAAAUAAUAAUUUGGAAAAAUGUGAGUGUUUCUUGGGAUAAACUCAAUACUGACUUGGUACUACAAAAUAUUAGUUUAAGAGUUAAAGUAGGCGACUUAAUUGGAAUCAUUGGACCAGUGGGAUGUGGCAAAAGUUCACUUAUUCAAACUCUGUUAG